AUGCGGCUGUCAAUAUCAUGUGAUGCUUGCCGGCAAGCCAAGGUCAAAUGCGUCCAUGAAGGGCAACCACCCUGCCAACGUUGCUUGAAGACCAAGAAUCAAGAUUGUAGUUUGACAGAUCCCCGCGCCUCAAAACAGCGGACAAAGAGAAAUGUUGUCUCAUCAAAACCUCCAAGAAAACGAAAGGCCUCAUCGGUCUUAUCGCCCGGGGUUGAAGACGCAGAAACAAGCCCACCCGAGAAUGUCUCUGUGUCUCGGGAUGCAUCCGAGGACCCCGUGACGGCCUUGUCACCAGCGAUCGUUAUCAGCGCAGUGGAAACUUACCGGAAAAAGUUUCCAAUCACUAAUUUUCUCCAUUAUCCUUCUUUGAUCUCCGAUAUAUCAUCCAGCGUCCACCUGGUGGACUCCGUUUUUGUCGCUUCGGUGCUUUCGCUGUGCGUGCGGUUCAUGAGUAGUGAGGAACUUGAAGAAGAAGAGGUGUAUGCCGACUAUGCACGGAAGAAUCUGGCCCAACGUGUACUUGAGGCACCUUCGCUUUAUCUUGCGCAGUCCCUCGUGAUGAUCUCGUUCUAUGAGUGGGGUACUGGGCGACCAUAUCAGGCUUGGAUGUAUAGCGGCAUGGCGACAUAUAUGAUUCAAUCUCUUUUAAAGAUGGCAGAUGAUAGCAUGGAACACAAUCCCCAAGAGUUCCACGCAUCCCAAACACAAUACGAACAGCUAGUCCGAACCUAUUGGUGCUGCUUUGCACAAGACUGCGAGUUGAGCUCCGGUGCUCGUCAGCAUUUUGCUUUAUCCUUCUCUCAGAUUUCAGUUCCUCUCCCUAUCAGUGAUCGGGAUUUUACAUUUAAUCACACGCCAGCCAGCAGGCUGAUGCCUGCUGACAUGAACAAAGACUGUUUAUUAGCACGGGAUCUUACGAUCGAGCAUGGCCUCACGAUUGUAACUCGUGGGUUCGAUAUAUUUGUGCGGAUUCUAAGAUUCGCGAACGAACAUCGACGAGCGUUGGCGUCGUUGUCUUCGGAUGACUCGGCUACAUCGCCGCUUCUUUUGACUUGGCAGCGUCUCAAGGAAGAACUGGAUGAAUGGAGGUCUAUUCAGGAUGUCACAGUUCGGUUCCCUGCUACCAGUGUUCAGUCUCACGUGGCGCUCGGGUAUGGGGAGCUAUUCGCAUACAUCAAUUUAGUCUAUUGCAUGAGCAUCCUAUUCCUUCAUCGCGACCGUUUCUUAUCCAACCUCAAACCCCAUUCCGACGUUUUCCACGACACAAAUGAUAAUGCGCCUGGCGAACCCCAUACAAUCCAACAACUGUUCGAAGCUGCCCAGCAGAUCGGCGGUAUUCUCAAUGCACUAGAUGCCUCCGGCGCACCCGUCAUGUCCCCAUACUCCGGUUUCAGCGUAUUCGUCGCCGCUCACAUCAACAUGUACGGAACGAUCGCUCCGCAGCGAUACCCAGGCGGUCUCGAACGAGCCGAAGAAGAAAAGAGCCGGAAUCUCCUAUACCUUGAACGACUAAGUAAACUCUGGCCCGUGGGUCGCAGCUGGUGGCGAACCGUCCAAGAAGCAAACCGAUUUUACGAAACAGUGAAAAGUAACCAGGCCCACGUCGAAUCCGGGAUGCACAGUCCUAGGAGAUUCGCUCUGGCAGGGACCCUUGAUGAAUACGGGGAUAUACGAUCUCGUCCGAGCAAUGCACACGCAACUAGAGCGGCGACCGCGGAAUCCCGUCCUGGGGGCUCUGAUGCGCGUGGGCGAACUUCUUCGUCGCCGUUGGAUGGGGGUGGGUUCCUUGCCAGGGAGAAUGCCGCGCUUGGGCAUCAUGAUCUUGAGACGGAUAUGUUUCAGUGGCCGUUUAUCGAUGGGUCGUGGUCCUUGGGGUUUGAUACAGGGUUGGAUGGGUUGUGGUCUAAUUCUGGGUUGUUUGAUCCGAAUCCCGGUCUUAGAUGA
Penicillium paradoxum is the source of this 1944-nucleotide messenger RNA. RefSeq names its product transcription factor domain-containing protein. Lineage: Eukaryota; Fungi; Ascomycota; Eurotiomycetes; Eurotiales; Aspergillaceae. The transcript has 5 exons. Gene Ontology annotation, cellular component: nucleus. The record is from RefSeq and is a predicted model, not a curated record. The coding region runs from base 1 to 1944 and encodes 647 amino acids. Gene Ontology annotation, molecular function: DNA binding; zinc ion binding; DNA-binding transcription factor activity, RNA polymerase II-specific. Gene Ontology annotation, biological process: DNA-templated transcription; regulation of DNA-templated transcription.